Messenger RNA from Mucor velutinosus, 1455 nucleotides. RefSeq lists its product as uncharacterized. Bases 1 to 1455 code for a protein of 484 amino acids. The transcript is spliced from 2 exons. Lineage: Eukaryota; Fungi; Mucoromycota; Mucoromycetes; Mucorales; Mucoraceae. The record is from RefSeq and is a predicted model, not a curated record.
AUGGGGAGCAAUGUGAUUCUCAUUGACGAUUCAGACACUGAACUUCCUGAUGCUCCAUCCCAUCGCCAAUCAAUGCCAUCAGAAUCAUCCACAUUCUGGUCAAUCACAGCUACGCCAUCUCGUACUGCCUCCAGAGAGUGUAAUGAGCUGCGCAGUCGAACCCCUAUGCCCGUUCCUCAACCACGCUCAUCUCCCAGCGCAUUCGAACGUAAACGGAAAACUCACGAAUUGAACUCACAUCCUCUCGCCAGACGCAGUAGUUAUGCUUUGCCAAAUAACUCAAAUCAAAGACACAAUGAUGAUGAUGAGCGUAUUCCAGUCAGCAGGCAAAGUAUUCGUAUUAUAAAGAAGAAAGUAGAUAGCAGAGUAUCCAGAAGGCUCAGUCGACGGCGUCAGCGCGCCUCUUCGUACUCACCAUCGAGUUCAGAUGAUGAUACGCUACUCAAGAAGCAUAGAGAGACAAUGCACAAAGCGAGACAGGAAGAAGCUUAUCGUAAGAAACACGGCCAGCCCAGAUCCAGACUUCGCAUCCCUGCCAAAAGCGACCCAGAGAGUGCACAUCGUGAAUUCUACGUGAAGAGUAUUGAGGCCGAAAAGAUUGAAAAAGACAUCAGGCACGGUUACAUUGUGCGUGUGGAGGAGAGACAUGCUAUACAGCUGGAUGAUUUGGACCCUGAGUUGCUUACUGGACGACCCUUGACAGAAAAAGAGGCAUACUGGGUCAGCAAGAAGCAAGCGCGCCGUGCAGGCCCACGAUCCAGUAGUUGGCCUUCGAUUGUCCCCACCCAUGACCAACACACUGAAUAUAUUAGCUUGACAGACAAGGCACGAAACUUGUUUGAUCCCAAUGCCCUGGAGUGCUCGGAAUGUGGAUCGAAGCUGUGGGGAACCAGUAUCCUGUUUCCACUGUCCCGUCCAACUGACUUUCGUCCACCCACUCACAUCAUUGACCAAAAUGCGCCUUUGUGCGUUGGCUGCGCUAGAUUAUUUAGUUGUGUUAAUGAUCGGCAAGAGAAGCUAGACAUGAUCAAUUGGAUAGUAACCGGCAAGACCCUGCAUACAAAGAUCCCAAAGCACAACGACAGUUUAUUGAUGGAUGUUUGCCGAAAACGUAUCGCUAUGAUGAAAACUCGUGCUCGCAUUCACUACAGCAAGCUACCAGACAACUUUGUAACGGCGGAGGAAUUGUUUGAUGAUGUGAAGCAUGAUGACUACAAUUGCUAUUUGGUCGGCUCGCCUAUGCGCCUUGAACAUGGAUAUUUCAAUAGUCUCACAUUUGAUCACAUAUUUCCUAUCUCCAUUGCUAUGAUGAAAACUAACUGUUGGUCGAUUGAAAAUUUCCAGCCCAUGUCCUUUUGUAUGAACCAGGUUAAAGGAAACGAGGCAAACAAGGAGGCGAAGCGAUGGCUCAUUAACUUUAAAGCGCACUACUUUUCAUCCAAUUUCAAGGCAUAG